Molecule: messenger RNA, 546 nt
Organism: Acyrthosiphon pisum (pea aphid)
Lineage: Eukaryota; Metazoa; Arthropoda; Insecta; Hemiptera; Aphididae
Exons: 2
Coding region: 1-546 (181 amino acids)
Source: RefSeq, a predicted model, not a curated record
AUGACUUUCACCAGAUCUCGUACUUCUCUAGUUUUCCCUUACCACCUGCGUGACACUGUAAUUUCACGUUGUAAUGAUUUUGUUUUGGAUCUUGGCUUUAAAUUUACUAGCAAUCUUGACCCGAGCCUUCACAUUGAAAUGAUUUGCUGUUCUGCUUUAAGAACAUUGGGCUUUGUUAUGAGGUUGGCUAAAGACUUUGGCCUUAAAUCAUCUCUUAGGGCCCUCUAUUGUUCUAUUGUACGGCCUAUACUUGAGUAUGGUGCCGUAAUUUGGGACCCGCAUACUGCUGUUAAUGCUUAUCAGUUAGAAAGGGUUCAGCGUAGGUUUUUCCGGUUUGCCAGCUAUCUACUGGGCAUUGAUUGUCCACCUCAUGACUACGCACCUGUUGCCACUAAUCUUGGUUUAGUUACUUUAGCUGAGCGCCGAUGUAACUUUGAUUUGGACGAUCGUGACGGCCUCACACACCACUCGGUUGAAUGGCUGGAUGCAAAACAGAUGACACCAAAUCCUAUGUCUGACAAUGUCCAGCAACCAGACGAGGGUUAG